CUGGUGAUGCUGACGACUCACCUUAAUGGACUUUUAAAAAGAAAGAUUAUAAUAUUUACAAAAAACCUGAUUCUCGAUUUUCCUCCACUGUUUUGGCUAAUUGAUGCUCAUGCCUUGUUUCACUUAGCGACUGUGCCUCUUCCAAUAUGGAUGACUAAAUUUAUUUUGUUGGAAAGCAGUUAUGAACUAAGGCAACUUAAUUACAACAAAAUGUCUUAA
Molecule: messenger RNA, 219 nt
Organism: Dracunculus medinensis (Guinea worm)
Lineage: Eukaryota; Metazoa; Nematoda; Chromadorea; Rhabditida; Dracunculidae
Source: the annotation of a GenBank genome assembly